GCGUGCGUGCGUGCGUGUGUGUGUGUGUGUGUGUGUGUGUGUGUGUGUGUGUGUGUGCUGACUCGUCGAUAAACAUCGCGCGCGCCGACGUCAUCACCAGGAAACGCGCGAUGCGUGUCCCGGCGCCGCGAGCGCAACACCCAAAGGUCUCGUGAACGAUGUCCAGGUGUCAAUAAUUGACAUCCGUGGCGAACCCGAAGAGACGCGUUAACGGGAGCGCGUAGGUAGGUUGGGGCAGGAAGGUAUGGAGGGUGCCAACGGUCAGCUGCAGACCAAGUAUCAGAAAAUCGCCACGGAAUACUCAAAAAUUCGUGCGCAAGCAAAUGUUCUGAAGAAGGCUGUGAUAGAAGAACAAGCACGUAACACAGAUGUCCGGAAUCAAUUGAAGGAAAAGGAGGUGGAGUUUCGUAGGGCUGAGCAGGAGAUUGACAGUCUAACAUUUCGCAAUCAGCAGUUGACGAAGCGUAUAACUGUACUACAGGAAGAGCUCGACAAGGCACAAAACAAGCCCAAGAAGGGUAAGGGCAAAGCGUCGGAGAACAACAGUCAGAUUCCAGCACCACCACCACCACCGAAUAACAUUUUAGACGAGGAAUUUCAGAAAAAGAUUGUCGAGAAUGCUCAAUUAUUGUCCCAGAUUAGCGACAAGGAUAGCGAAAUUGAAAGUUUGUAUGAUAGGAUACAACAGUUGGAAUGUAAAGUCGAUUAUUGUGAGAAAUCUAAGGUAGAGUUAGAGUGCCAGUAUCAAAGCGCUAUAGACAAAUUAGAAAGAGAGAGAAAUGAUUUGCAGAGAAAACUAAACGAUAGACAGAAACAAGAGGAAACUGUGUCGUGGUCUAGUAACGAAGGUAGACGUGAUGGUUUCGAUUUUGAUACGAGAGGAAUACUCUCGAAUCAUCGUCAAACAGAACCAUCGCCGUUUUCUUCACCGUCUGCUUCGCGUAGAUCGUCGAAGUCGCUUGGGGAAGGAAAGCCGCAAAAGUCACAAGAAGAAAGUAAUGAAUUCCUUUAUGCGAAAUCAUGUGACUUAGAAAAGGAAAUCAAUCAUUGGAAGGCUCAGUAUCAUAUACUCAAGAUAAAAUAUGAUGAAUUAGAACAAAGAGAGACUGCAGUAACUCCACAAAUUAAUAACGACACAUCAAAACCUACGGAAAUAAAUAAUAUGAUUGGAAAAUUGAGUGCACCUUUUGCCAUACCAGACGAAAUCGAAGCUCGUGAAUUAAAAAUUAGGGAUUAUUUCUUAGAAGAAAUUGAAAGAUUAACAAACGAAAAACAUGUCUAUCAUAUUAAGAACUUAGCUAUGGCUGCUAAUAGCGAAGUUAUGCACGCGCAGUUAGAUACAAGCGAGUCAAAGAGAGAGAAGUGUGAAGUGACCCUGUUAGAGACACUUUCCAAUUAUAACAGUAUACAAAAAGAGAAGGAUGCGCAGGAGGUAAAUUACAAGAUACAACUCAAUACUAUGAGCGAGCAUCUUGCCAAUAUGAAUGAGAAACUUAUCUUCCAAACGGAGGAGAUACAACAAUUGAAAUUUGAACUAGCUAAUAAGAAUAGUAAAAAGGGGAAACAGAAGUGAUCCAGGUCAGAAUUGCAAAGAACAAUCAUUGACAUUCCAUUCAGUGGUAUGGUUUAAUCGGGAUCAUUGAUAAAUCUUAUGUACAUAUUUAGCUCAUAUGUGAAAACCACUGAUUUUGCGCAUACUCGUGUCUUUAGCCUGAAAAGCGCUAAAGAGCUCUCUAACUUGAUAUUACAUUAUUUAUGAAAUCAAAAUAAAAACUCAUCGAAACGACGUUCUUUUUAUGAACGUUGUUUAUGUUAUAAGUUUAACUCUUCUAAUAUUGUAUAUGUGCAACGAUUAUUCUUAUUUGCUCAUACUUAUUUACAGUAAUAUACCAACACUUCGUACAGGAUAAAUUUUACAAUCUA
Trachymyrmex septentrionalis is the source of this 1923-nucleotide messenger RNA. RefSeq names its product protein CROWDED NUCLEI 2. The transcript is spliced from 5 exons. The record is from RefSeq and is a predicted model, not a curated record. Gene Ontology annotation, cellular component: early endosome; membrane. The coding region runs from base 245 to 1573 and encodes 442 amino acids. Lineage: Eukaryota; Metazoa; Arthropoda; Insecta; Hymenoptera; Formicidae.